This is a messenger RNA of Pteropus alecto (black flying fox), 734 nucleotides long. It is a transcript of the gene BOLA2B, whose product is annotated as bolA family member 2B. The coding region runs from base 431 to 691 and encodes 86 amino acids. The transcript is spliced from 3 exons. Gene Ontology annotation, molecular function: 2 iron, 2 sulfur cluster binding. The record is from RefSeq and is a predicted model, not a curated record. Gene Ontology annotation, cellular component: nucleus; cytosol. Gene Ontology annotation, biological process: intracellular iron ion homeostasis. Lineage: Eukaryota; Metazoa; Chordata; Mammalia; Chiroptera; Pteropodidae.
UCGGGGAGGGCUGGGUUGCCAGAACCACAAGAUGCUUGUCCAGGAAAAAGCGCUUGGGGGCAAUUCCGAUAAUCUAGAGGCUACAGCAACGCGGGUUCAUACACCCUCUCCUUGCUGGAACUAGGGUGUCCAACCCGGCCCACAAAACCCAGGCUGCUGUGCAGGCGGCGGGGACCAAUUAGCGUCGGCUCGGGCCAAUUCCGUCCCUUAUGCAGACUCUGAUUGGCUGACUGGAUAAGCGCGGAAACCCAGGACGGUUGGAAAGCUGGAUUUGCGUGGGGGCGGAAGUGCUGAGUUUACGGACGCAUUAGUAAGGGCGGAAGUAGGGUCCUCAGCGGAAGUGGCUCCAGUAAGAGUGGAGGCUGUGUGACCAGGGUCCGAGCCUGGGGUUCAGCCCCCGCUGGACUGCCGCCCCCGCUGGGCUGCAGCCAUGGAACUCAGCGCCGAGUACCUCCGGGAGAAGCUGCAGCGGGACCUGGAGGCAGAGCACGUGGAAGUGGAGGAUACAACUCCUAACCGUUGUGCGUCCAGUUUCCGAGUCCUAGUGGUGUCGACCAAGUUCGAGGGGAAGCCGCUGCUUCAGAGACACCGGCUGGUGAACACAUGCUUAGCAGAAGAGCUCCCGCACAUCCAUGCCUUUGAGCAGAAAACCCUGACCCCAGAACAGUGGGCCCAUGAGCGGCAGAAAUAAGGAACCGGGACCUGUACAGUCAUUAAAUUAUGAAUGAGGGCCA